GGUAAGUCAACGAAUACUUACUUUUUGUCGUUGCCGAACGUGAUGAAUUAAUGAAGACAAAAAGAUCAAAAUCAGUGACGCAACUGAACUCUGCAUUUUACUUCAGAUAGAUUCAAACAUUUUGAUUUUGAAUGGCGGUGUUAACGGAAUCAGUGCUUACUUACAGAAUCAUGGAGGAGGAGGAGGAACAAUUACCACUUUCCUUUUCCUUUUCCGUUUCUGAUCCUUCUCCUUCUCCGGAGAAGCAUUUGAAUCCAUCAGAUGCAGUUAUCUUCUUCGGUCUCAGUCUUGCUCUCGGUAUUGCUUCCAGACACCUCUUACGUGGGACCAGACUUCCUUACACUGUUGCUUUGCUCAUCCUUGGCAUUGUCCUUGGAUCCUUAGAAUAUGGUACUCAUCACCGGCUCGGUAAGAUUGGGGAUGGAAUUCGUCUUUGGUCAGAGAUUGAUCCAGAGCUCCUAUUAGCCGUUUUUCUUCCUGCUCUUCUUUUUGAGAGCUCAUUCUCAAUGGAAGUUCACCAAAUUAAGAGGUGUAUUGCACAAAUGAUCUUACUAGCUGGUCCAGGUGUUGUGAUUUCGACCAUUUUUCUUGGAACUGUUUUGAAGCUUACUUUUCCAUAUAACUGGAGUUGGAAAACGUCAUUGUUGCUUGGGGGACUUCUUAGUGCAACUGAUCCUGUUGCUGUUGUGGCCUUGUUGAAAGACCUUGGUGCCAGCAAAAAAUUAAGCACAAUAAUUGAAGGGGAAUCCUUGAUGAAUGAUGGGACGGCUAUUGUGGUUUACACGCUUUUCUAUCGGAUGGUUCUUGGAGAGACCUUCAACUGGGUCGCCAUAAUCAAAUUUCUAGUACAAGUUUCACUUGGAGCUGUAGGUAUUGGUCUUGCUUUUGGGAUUGCAUCUGUCUUAUGGCUUGGGUUUAUUUUUAAUGAUACAGUGAUUGAGAUUUCACUAACACUUGCUGUUAGCUACAUUGCUUACUACACUGCUCAAGAGAGUGCGGAUGUUUCUGGUGUUUUGACAGUUAUGUCAUUGGGAAUGUUCUAUUCUGCAUUUGCAAGGACAGCUUUUAAGGGUGAAAGUCAACAAAGCUUACAUCACUUUUGGGAAAUGAUUGCUUAUAUUGCUAAUACAUUAAUUUUCAUUUUAAGUGGAGUUGUUAUAGCUCAAGGAAUACUUAGCGAUGACAAAGUUUUCCAUCAUGGACUAUCAUGGGUCUACCUCUUGCUUCUCUAUGCAUAUGUUCAAGUGUCUCGAUGCAUUGUAGUUGGAGCAUUAUUUCCCUUUCUAAGAUAUUUGGGAUAUGGUUUGGAUUGGAAAGAAGCUAUUAUUCUCGUCUGGUCAGGAUUGCGAGGAGCAGUUGCCUUGUCACUUUCACUAUCGGUUAAGCGUUCGAGUGGCAGAUCAAUUGAAUUGACUCCAGAGACAGGAACAAUGUUUGUUUUCUUCACCGGUGGAAUAGUGUUUUUAACACUUAUAGUGAAUGGUUCAACCACACAGUUCAUUUUACAGUUCCUUGACAUGGAUAAGUUAUCAUCAGCUAAGAGACGUAUCCUUGAUUUUACAAAGUAUGAAAUGGUUAACAAAGCAUUAGAGGCUUUUGGUGAACUUGGAGAUGAUGAGGAACUCGGGCCUGCAGACUGGCCCACAGUGAAGAGAUACAUUUCCUGCUUAAAUGAUAUUGAAGGUGAACGUGUUCAUCCUCAUGGUGCAUCUGAAAGUAACAGUAACUUAGAUCCUAUGAAUUUGAAAGACAUACGAGUACGCCUUUUGAAUGGUGUCCAAGCUGCUUACUGGGAGAUGCUUGAUGAAGGGAGAAUUACUCAAACAACAGCUAAUAUCCUAAUGCUAUCAGUGGAGGAAUCAAUAGAUUUGGCUUCAUCUGAGCCUCUAUGUGACUGGAAAGGUUUAAAAGCUAAUGUUCACUUCCCUAAUUACUACAAGUUCCUCCAGUCUAGUAUGUUACCACAGAAGUUAGUUACAUACUUCACUGUGGAAAGGUUGGAGUCAGCAUGUUAUAUUUGUGCUGCAUUUCUUCGUGCCCACAGAAUUGCUCGACAACAAUUACACGAUUUCAUAGGUGAUAGUGACGUUGCUUCUGCUGUCAUCAAUGAAAGUGUUGUGGAGGGAGAAGAAGCACGGAAGUUCCUAGAAGAAGUUCAUUUAACAUACCCUCAGGUUUUACGCGUUGUAAAGACAAGGCAAGCAACAUAUGUAGUGCUAAAUCAUUUAAUUGAAUAUGUUCAAAACCUUGAGAAGGCUGGGAUAUUGGAAGAGAAAGAGAUGCUACAUCUUCAUGAUGCUGUCCAGACUGAUUUAAAGAAAUUACUUAGAAACCCUCCUUUGGUUAAGCUUCCUAAAAUAAGUAAUAUACAUCCUAUGUUGGGUGCUCUGCCAUCCUCAGUUCGUGAACUACUUUCAAGUGGUACAAAGGAAAUGAUGAAAUUGCGUGGUUUGACGCUUUACAAGGAAGGUGCCAAAUCAAAGGGUAUUUGGUUAAUUUCUAAUGGAGUGGUGAAGUGGGAAAGCAAGACGAUUCGAAGCAAGCACCCUUUUUAUCCAACUUUUACGCACGGGAGCACAUUGGGUCUUUAUGAAGUGCUGACUGGAAGACCAUAUAUCUGUAAUGUUGUUACAGACUCCAUCGUAUUCUGCCUUUUUGUUGAAGCAGAUAAGAUAAUUUCAUGUCUCAAAUCUGACCCUUCAAUGGAAGACUUCCUGUGGCAGGAAAGUGCUAUUUCCCUUUCCAAAAUAUUGCUUCCCCAGAUAUUUGAGAAACUAACUGUGCAAGAUUUAAGAGCUCUUAUUGCUGAAAGAUCUGAAAUGACCAUAUAUAUAAGAGAGGAAACAAUUGAAAUCCCUUAUCAUUCAGUUGCCUUCUUACUAGAAGGAUAUAUCAAAACUCAAGGUCGUGAGCUGGUAACCGCACCAGCAGCCCUGCUUCCUUCACAUGGGAAUCGAAGCUUCCGAAGUUUGUCGAUUUCAGGUACUAAGGAAGGUAGUUUCAUUCAUCAAGGAUCUUGUUAUCUGGUUGAAACUAGAGCAAGGGUAAUCGUGUUUGAUAUUGCUGCAUUUGAGACUGAUGCUGCUCUUGUUAAAAAGUCAAGUUCACGGUUAUUGCAUGUGGUGGAUCAUCCUCAUAGAUCUUUCCGUAUAGAACAUAGUGGUCUUAUGAGUUGGCCUGAACAUUUCUACCAGCAGAGUCAACAUAAACAGGGCUCUGAACAACAAACCAGUAGUUUGUCUGCAAGGGCAAUGCAGCUGAGCAUAUAUGGGAGCAUGGUGAACAUCCCUCGUCGGAGUGGAAGUUUGUCAAUUAAUCGCACUAGACCACCACUUCAAAGUUUGUCAUAUCCAACCAUUGUGCCACGUCAAGGUCGUCCAUUUGUUUCAACCAAAUCAGAAGGAGAUGCAACUGGCAAAAAGGACAUUGGAGUGAAGGAGUUCAUUCGAGAUGUUACAAAUCUUCCUUCACAAAGCACGGACCGAAGAGAACAUCAUGAAGAUGAUUCAAGCGAUGAUUCUGCAAUGGAGGAAGAUAUUAUUGUGAGGAUUGAUUCACCUAGCACACUUUCUUUUCGCCAGUCUUGAGGGGAAGAGGUGAAGAAUUCGUUGUGAUUAUUUGCUUGUGUAAUAAAUGUUUCUUUUAUGUCAGCAACAUUAUACUUUGGAAAAAAACCACUAUAUAGAACUUUACAGUUGGUCAUGAAAGCUUUCAAAAACUAUGUUGUUUUUUAAAAUAAAAUAAGUAAUAAAUAUAUUUGGAAAUGGUUGUUGUUACUAGUAA
Cicer arietinum (chickpea) is the source of this 3783-nucleotide messenger RNA. Its product is annotated as sodium/hydrogen exchanger 7. Gene Ontology annotation, molecular function: potassium:proton antiporter activity; sodium:proton antiporter activity. NCBI's taxonomy places the organism in Eukaryota, Viridiplantae, Streptophyta, Magnoliopsida, Fabales, Fabaceae. The record is from RefSeq and is a predicted model, not a curated record. Gene Ontology annotation, biological process: sodium ion import across plasma membrane; proton transmembrane transport; regulation of intracellular pH. Gene Ontology annotation, cellular component: plasma membrane; chloroplast envelope.